This is a messenger RNA of Ictalurus furcatus (blue catfish), 1772 nucleotides long. RefSeq names its product igLON family member 5-like. The record is from RefSeq and is a predicted model, not a curated record. NCBI's taxonomy places the organism in Eukaryota, Metazoa, Chordata, Actinopteri, Siluriformes, Ictaluridae. The coding region runs from base 43 to 1122 and encodes 359 amino acids. Gene Ontology annotation, biological process: cell surface receptor signaling pathway. Gene Ontology annotation, molecular function: transmembrane signaling receptor activity. The transcript has 7 exons.
ACACCACUGCUCUGUCAGUCAGUCAGUCGUUAGAGAGACAGGAUGGAGUUCAGUCCACUCGCUGUGAUGCUCUUGCUGAUUUCACUUACACCAGUGCCACAUGCUCAAGAGAGACCACAGCCAGUACUGAGAGUAUCUCCACAGAGCUGGCUGACUGAAGGAGACUCAGUGACUCUAAGCUGUGAGGUUACAGACUCCUCUACAGACUGGACAUUCAGCUGGUACAGAGAGAUUCUCUACAGAGACAAUGAUGGCCGUAUCAGGUAUAGAGUGGUGCCCCUCUCAGACAGCAGCAGAGAAUCUGGAGGCUCCUACACUCUCAGUCCUGCUGCUCUUAAUCACACAGGAGUUUAUGUGUGCAGUGCAGCGAGAGAAGAACGACCCUUUUCCACAGAGUACAGCCUUCCACAGCCACUAUGGAUCACUGGUGAAUCUCCUCCACUCUCUCUGAUCAUCAAUCCCAACAGAACUCAACACUUUACUAAAGACUCUCUGUCACUGAGCUGUGAGGACCAGAGUAACUCUACUGGAUGGACAGUGAUUCGAAACACACACAGUGCGAUAGUGUCAGAUUGUUCAUGGCGGGGAUCAGUUACAGGAUCUACAUGUAAAAUCGGCUUCCUCUACACAUCCGACACUGGAGUUCACUGGUGUGCGUCUGAAUCUGGAGAAAACAGUAAUCCUGUCAACAUCACAGUGCAUGAUGGUGAUGUGAUCCUGGAGAGUCCUGUCCAUCCUGUGACUGAGGGACAUCCUCUGACUCUACACUGUUUAUAUCGCAACACAAAGCCCUCAAACCUGCAAGCUGAUUUCUAUAAAGAUGGAUCAGUUCUCCAGACACAGACUACAGGAGAAAUGAUCAUCUAUAACGUCUCAAAGUCAGAUGAAGGUUUCUACCACUGUAAACACCCAGAGAGAGGAGAGUCACCCAAAAGCUGGGUCUCAGUCAGAGCGUCAGGUCCAUCAGGUGUAGAAGCUCCAUUCUCAGUGCUCAUGCUGAUCAGUAGUGUAGUGACGGCCUCUCCGUAUCUGCUGGUGACCAUCAUUCUGCUGGUCAAAUGUUACAGAGCUCGAGCUGAAACUAAUGAAAGGAGAAUGGAGAAUGCAGUCAUAGAGGAGUGAGCAAACUUCAUGUUUUAAAAGAGGAUGCAAUGCUGUUUUCUUUAAGGUUAUUUUGGGAAUGUUAUAAUAAAACUGAUUUGUUGCUUUAAUUUCAUACUGUUAACACAGACAGCUUUGUUGUUCUGACUUGAUUUGUUUAGCUAAUGCCUGCAAACGUUGCUAAUGCAAAGUACUGAGUAAAAAUAAACAAGUAAAAUAUUCUUUAAAAUACAAAAACAGAUGACAAAAGCUAAUAUUUUGAUGGAGUGUUUGAGGAUUGAGAUGUGCUUCUGCAAAAAAAAAAAAAAAGAUAAAAUCUAUCAUGCUAUGUUUGAAAUGAAAAUGUGUAAAUGUGCUAUUAAAACCUCAGACUAUUUCAUGUAACAUUGCUGAUCAUCAUUUUGGUGCUGAGUGUUGAGAGCAGCCUUGAGGUGUGUAUUUUAUAUUUUGUUUGACUUUUCUUUUCAGCUGAGUGAACUUUAAUUGUAGUUGGGAGAGGAGAUUUAUGCGUGGAGUGUUGCAAUAAUGUAUCACAUGAAGUACAAGUAAACUCAAGUGAACAACUACUCCUGUUCCUUUUUAAAUAUCAACAUUUCUGUUUUGUAUUUUUAUACAAUCAAGUCUGUAGUAGUAAAACAUGUAUUGAGCCGAAAUAAUAAAAAUUAACCACG